Anisakis simplex (herring worm) is the source of this 396-nucleotide messenger RNA. NCBI's taxonomy places the organism in Eukaryota, Metazoa, Nematoda, Chromadorea, Rhabditida, Anisakidae. The record is from the annotation of a GenBank genome assembly.
AUGACCUUUGAGUAUCUGUUCUGUGGUUUACAGGCCAAUGAACCUACGGUACCAUCGGCCACCGGUACGGACGUUUGGACGAAUUAUGUGGAAAAUGGUCGGGUCAGAUUCGAUCGUCUCCAUUCAGUCAACGCAGUGCUUGCGUUCGAACGGAACGCUGCUGGUGCAGCCGAGCCCAUGGAGCUGCCUUUAAUAUCGAAGAAGGAGUUAUUCGAGAAGUUGAAACAGAAGAACGAACAACGAAACCAAAUCGAACUCGAUAAACAAAAACUACCGGAGAAUCAGCAGAUUGGACACUUCGGACAAGAAACUAAAGUUGACAUGGUGGAACUUCCUGAUUCCAACGAGGGUGAUUACAAAGAGAUGGUCAGUUCAUUUGCUUUUUGGAUGGUUUGA